Molecule: messenger RNA, 927 nt
Organism: Penicillium cosmopolitanum
Lineage: Eukaryota; Fungi; Ascomycota; Eurotiomycetes; Eurotiales; Aspergillaceae
Gene: pmp47
Product: putative peroxisomal membrane protein Pmp47
Exons: 4
Coding region: 1-927 (308 amino acids)
Cellular component (GO): peroxisomal membrane
Molecular function (GO): coenzyme A transmembrane transporter activity; FAD transmembrane transporter activity; ATP transmembrane transporter activity
Source: RefSeq, a predicted model, not a curated record
AUGUCUCAACAGCGUGACCAAAAGCCCGCGCCAGCUCCAGCGCCCUCUACAGCCAUCCAGCAAAGCGAUAACAUCGCACACGCACUGGCCGGCGCCGGAGGUGGAAUUCUCUCAAUGGUUUUGACAUAUCCAUUAAUCACCCUCUCGACACGAGCCCAAGUCGAGUCCAAGCGAGCACACUCCACAGCCCUGGAUGCCGUCCGCCGCAUCUCCGCACUAUUCGGAAUAAGCGUCACAAACUUCGUCUACUACUAUUGGUACGAAUGGACGCGCUCCACCUUCGAAAAAGCAGCCAUCACAGCCGGCCGCGCUAAAAAGCUCACAACAAUCGAGUCCAUGAUUGCCGGCGCCAUCGCAGGUAGCGCGACGGUCCUAAUCACCAACCCUAUCUGGGUCAUCAAUACCCGCAUGACGGCGCGCAAGUCGGAGUCUGAGGAACAGGGUCUUCCUGGUGCGCCGAAGAAGGCUAAGGCUUCCACUUUCAAUACCUUGAUGCAGCUUCUUCGUGAGGAGGGGCCUAAGGCGCUGUUCGCGGGUGUACUGCCUGCUCUGGUCCUUGUCAUCAAUCCGAUUCUUCAGUAUACUAUUUUCGAACAGUUGAAGAAUAUGGUUGAGCGGCGACGACGAAUGACGCCUAAGGAUGCCUUUUAUCUGGGUGCGCUGGGUAAGAUCUUGGCUACUAGUAUCACGUACCCUUACAUUACUAUUAAGAGUCGUGCGCAUGUGGCUAGCAAGGAUGGGCCUAAGGAGAGCUUGAAUGGUAGUCUGAAGCGGAUUAUUAAUGAGGAGGGGUGGAAGGGUCUUUACAAGGGAAUUGGCCCUAAGGUUACCCAGAGUGCUAUCACUGCCGCAUUCCUCUUCGCCUUCAAGGAUGUUCUCUAUGAUACCAUGGUCUCGAUGCGCAAGCGUAGGGCUAUUGGUAAGUAA